GAGUGGGAGGAUGUAGGAAUCUUGCCAAUAUAUGACAGAAGCAAUGGAACGCUGAGCGAGAAAAGUAACAAUUACUGAACGUCGCAGUGAGAAAAUUUUACUUCGAAAAAGGACAGCGCAACGAACCAAAUGGCAGAACAGGUAGGCCUACUAUACCAUUUUAAUAUCAGCACUUGUCAAAACGUUGCACUUGAAGAGAUGGUGGCUUUACUCAUCCUAGAAGCAACGAAUGGAGCAUUCUUUUGGUGCAUCGAAUAGAGCAUUCUUUUGGUGAUAACUUCCCCCGACACUUUUAUGCACCGUUCUGAUUGUCUUUGGAAGUAGCACAGAUGUAGUUUAUCCAGAAUUCCAUAGAUAUUAUGCUAUCCAAUUUAUAUCAUGACACAUUCCAUUAGAUCCUAUAAAAAAAAAGGGGGGGGGGAUCUACAUUUUACAUUUAGAACCAGCGACCUUUCGAUUACUGGCACAACGCUCUUAGCCACUAAGCUACCUGCCGCUACUAAACUAUAUUGAAUUGUUUUAAGAAGGUCAUACCAAGGAUCAUUUUGCUAUUUCAUUUUGAAUUGUAAGACCCCUUGAGGUUGACAAAAAUAUAUUCAAAAAAUAUUUGAUGAAAAAUUGUAUACAUUUACAUUUUAGUCAUUUAGCAGACGCUCUUAUCCAGAGCGACUUACAGUUAGUGAAUACAUAUCUUUUUUUAUUUUUUAUACUGGCCCCCCGUGGGAAUCGAACCCACAACCAUGGCGUUGCAAACGCCAUGCUCUAUCAACUGAGCUACAUCCCUGCCGGCCAUUCCCUCCCCUACCCUGGACGACGCUGGGCCAAUUGUGCGCCGCCCAUGAGGCUGCGACAGAGCCUGGAUUCGAACCAGGAUCUCUAGUGGCACAGUUAGCACUGCGAUGCAGUGCCUUAGACCACUGCGCCACUCAGGAGUACGUAUUUAGCCUUACUGCUAUUAGCCCAUACAAACGCAUUGAAAACAGAUUCACUACAUGGAACACCAGAUAGUCCCCAAAAAAGAAUCUAUAGGAAGUUUGUUCUGAAGUGUCUGAUCUAUAUCUUAGAGAUAUAAGAAAGAUCAGGAUAUUAUUAUUAUUAUUUGGAUUUUUUACAUGUAUUUAAGCCCUUAUUUUUGGCACUAAACAGUCUCCUUAUAUACUUCCAUUCAUUUUUUCAACUGGUAUCGGGGACCUUCAGACUAAUCUUGUGAGGCCUGUGGGCGUCCUAGAGCAAAACACAGAGGGGUCAUAUUAGUGUGUAGCCCAAACUGUUAGGACGCUACAGACGAUUUUGUGAGAAGACCGAUUUUCGGGAUGGCUCAGGGUCUGACAAACACAGCUCUAGCUCUGUCACCUUUUCACUGCAGAUGCCGAAGUGUGACAUAGGUGAAUGCGGUGGAUUGAGACAUAUCCAAUGCAGAAAAACAGAUAUCUCUAGCACACAUAGAACAAUGAGACAGAUAUUUCACCGGAUGUAUAAAUGUGAAGCAUCCGCUUGGCGUUUCCACUCACUACCAAAUAUGGUGGUGAGAGGAAGCCCAGUGGCCGAUAGUGGGAGAAGAUGGAACGAGAUGGAUUUUGACCGACAUUCUGCACAUUAUCACAUCGAUGAAACAUUUGAUCACAAUACAGUUUUCUGUUCCCCAAAAACUGUUAUGAACAUAGUGGACUAAGUUUUGUAGACUUUAACCUUUGCAAAAGUAAAAAAAAAAAAAAAAAAAAAGAGUUGUUUAGAAGGAGUGCAAAGGCGAAUUGAGUUAUUGCACAUCCACACUUCACAGAGUAGGCGUUCCCUAACGGAAAUAUGCAUAUGUACAGUGGGGGAAAAAAAGUAUUUAGUCAGCCACCAAUUGUGCAAGUUCUCCCACUUAAAAAGAUGAGAGAGGCCUGUAAUUUUCAUCAUAGGUACACAUCAACUAUGACAGACAAAUUGAGAAAAGAAAUUCCAGAAAAUCACAUUGUAGGAUUUUUAAUGAAUUUAUUUGCAAAUUAUGCUGGAAAAUAAGUAUUUGGUCACCUACAAACAAGCAAGAUUUCUGGCUCUCACAGACCUGUAACUUCUUCUUUAAGAGGCUCCUCUGUCCUCCACUCGUUACCUGUAUUAAUGGCACCUGUUUGAACUUGUUAUCAGUAUAAAAGACACCUGUCCACAACCUCAAACAGUCACACUCCAAACUCCACUAUGGCCAAGACUAAAUAGCUGUCAAAGGACACCAGAAACAAAAUUGUAGACCUGCACCAGGCUGGGAAGACUGAAUGUGCAAUAGGUAAGCAGCUUGGUUUGAAGAAAUCAACUGUGGGAGCAAUUAUUAGGAAAUGGAAGACAUACAAGACCACUGAUAAUCUCCCUCGAUCUGGGGCUCCACGCAAGAUCUCACCCCGUGGGGUCAAAAUGAUCACAAGAACGGUGAGCAAAAAUUCCAGAACCACACGGGGGGACCUAGUGAAUGACCUGCAGAGAGCUGGGACCAAAGUAACAAAGCCUACAAUCAGUAACACACUACGCCGCCAGGGACUCAAAUCCUGCAGUGCCAGACGUGUCCCCCUGCUUAAGCCAGUACAUGUCCAGGCCCGUCUGAAGUUUGCUAGAGUGCAUUUGGAUGAUCCAGAAGAGGAUUGGGAGAAUGUCAUAUGGUCAGAUGAAACCAAAAUAUAACUUUUUGGUAAAAAACUCAACUCGUCGUGUUUGGAGGACAAAGAAUGCUGAGUUGCAUCCAAAGAACACCAUACCUACUGUGAAGCAUGGGGGUGGAAACAUCAUGCUUUGGGGCUGUUUUUCUGCAAAGGGACCAGGACGACUGAUCCGUGUAAAGGAAAGAAUGAAUGGGGCCAUGUAUCGUGAGAUUUUGAGUGAAAACCUUCUUCCAUCUGCAAGGGCAUUGAAGAUGAAACGUGGCUGGGUCUUUCAGCAUGACAAUGAUCCCAAACACACCGCCCAGGCAACGAAGGAGUGGCUUCGUAAGAAGCAUUUCAAGGUUCUGGAGUGGCCUAGCCAGUCUCCAGAUCUCAACCCCAUAGAAAAUCUUUGGAGGGAGUUGAAAGUCCGUGUUGCCCAGCGACAGUCCCAAAACAUCACUGCUCUAGAGGAGAUCUGCAUGGAGGAAUGGGCCAAAAUACCAGAAACAGUGUGUGAAAACCUUGUGAAGACUUACAGAAAAUGUUUGACCUGUGUCAUUGCCAACAAAGGGUAUAUAACAAAGUAUUGAGAAACUUUUGUUAUUGACCAAAUACUUAUUUUCCACCAUAAUUUGCAAAUAAAUUCAUUAAAAAUCCUACAAUGUGAUUUUCAGGAAAAAAAAUUCUCAAUUUGUCUGUCAUAGUUGACGUGUACCUAUGAUGAAAAUUACAGGCCUCAAUUGGUGGCUGACUAAAUACUUUUUUUCCCCACUGUAUGCUAGAACGCGCCUAUGGGAUCUCGCUAGCUUGUGCUUAGCUCUGCCCACCUCCUUGCUUGUUCUGCCCACUCUGACUCAUUUGUUCCAAUUGGAAACAACAGGCUGUGGUCUAUCUUGGUUUAGUUAUACAAAUCUUUGUCUCUAGCUUAAACUGAUGGAUUUUGAUGGGGAUUUUUUUAUUAUGCUAAUUUGAUUUCCACGGGGGCGCGGACAUCGACCUUAGUCCUAUAAGUCCUAUAGGCACGUUUGCACAUAGCCUACUUACCUUGCACUCUUGCCAGCUUAACACAAGUUUAUAACUAAUAAUUUCAAUGCAGUGAUCAGUGCGCAUGCUGGAACAGCAGAAAAUAAUGGACAAUGACAAAUGAAUCCAGGCCAUAUGGUGACUAUGGAGCAAGGAGCUAUUCUCAGUUGUGUCUAUAGACAGAGACUGUGUGUGGAAAUGAAAAGCACCGGGAGUCAAUCAGUCUCUUCUUAUUCUGUCCCAAUGGCCUAUGACACAGAGACCUUCUUUGGAGAUAGACUACUGUUUGAAGGAUGACAGCUAGACAAACAGAAAGACAGACAGACAGAAUGAGAUACUCACCGUCGGCGAGCAAGCGCCUUACCAUUGUUGCCUACUGUAUCCAUUUUAUGAUAUUUGUUGGGUGCAGUGAGCUAUCUGUGGAAACAUCAUCAAAUGGAACACUGUAGUUGGCCUAAAACAACACUUUUAUGGUAGCCUAGUCCUAGUGAGUAAGGCUUUUUAUUCUUUAUUAUUUCCUACAAUGACAACUGAAAUGGAUGUCUCAAUGAAUUUGGUUUAGUGUUUAGGAUAUAGGUAAAUAGAGUUUGAAGUCACCACUGAUUCCUUUCCCUGUUGCCCAAGGUUCUUGUGCACGCCCCAGGCACAGACUGGGACCAGAAAUCGUCCCUGGCAUUUCUAACACACCUGCCCCUUGAGACCCCCACACCGGCCUAUUUUUUUCCCCAAGGCCUCCACACUGGUACAUUUUUCCACUUGAGGCCUCCAUUAUUAGCCAGAUCAUUUUGCGUGAAAAACCUAAGUUAGACAGCCCCAAUAGGCAAAAUAUUGACCAGCCCAUCUGGCAUUUGCCCGAAAUGCCAGAUGGCCCAUCCGCCCCUGGCACACCCUGAAGAUAAACAGUGACAGGGUGAGCUGUCAUAGCUACCCCAACCUGCAGGUAUUUCAAGUACCUUCUCCAUGUAGACAAGUUGUCUGAAUUUGCCUUCAAAUACCAGUAGGCCACUCAGUCUCUCGUUACUUAAGCUUACUCCUCCUUGCCCAACUCACAGAUCGCCCACAUUUCAAUAGCAUAUUCAAAUAUCAAUUUGAAUAGGGGUGAGUGACAUAACAAAAUUCCUUUACAGUUAUUUAAUGUUGGUGAUUUAGGAUAUAAAUAAAAAGUAGUUUGAAUAAAAACCCGUCAGCUACAAUAGAUUGGGUGUUUGGUUCUUGGUUUAAAGAGAGUAUUGAAUGAUGUCCUUCACAAUGACCAACAUAACCAGUCUGUGUGACACAGUUUCAUAUGCCACUGCAAAACAUAAUGUCUACUUUUUAAACAGGUGACUUGCAACCUAGAAGUAUAACUGAUCUUGUUGGAGUAUAACUUUUCACUCAGCAUAUUAUUUCUCACAAUUUUUGGUUGACCACUAAGCUUUCCAUGACAAUGAUACUGGACAGGUCAACAUUCACAAGGCCGCAGGGCCAGACGGAUUACCAGGACGUGUACUCCGAGCAUGUGCUGACCAACUGGCAAGUGUCGUCACUGACAUUUUCAACAUUUCCCUGACUGAGUCUGUAAUACCAACAUGUUUCAAGCAGACCACCAUAGUCCCCAUGCCCAUGGACACUAAGAUAACCUGCCUAAAUGACUACCGACCCGUAGCACUGAUGUCUGUAGCCAUGAAGUGCUUUGAAAGGCUGGUCAUGGCUCACAUCAACACCAUUAUCCCAGAAACCCUAGACCCACUCAAUUUGCAUACCGCCCCAACAGAUCCACAGAUGAUGCAAUCUCCAUUGCACUCCACACUGCCCUUUCCCACCUGGACUAGAGGAAUACCUACCUCAAAGCUCAUCACUAAGCUAGGGAUCCUGGGACUAAACACCUCCCUCUGCAACUGGAUCCUGGACUUCCUGACGGGCCGCCCCCAGGUGGUAAGGGUAGGUAACAACACAUCUGCCACACUGAUCCUCAACACGGGGGCCCCUCAGGGGUGCGUGCUCAGUCCCCUCCUGUACUCCUUGUUCACCCAUGACUGCAUGGCCAGGCACGACUCCAACACCAUCAUUAAGUUUGCCGACGACACAACAAGUGGUAGGCCUGAUCACCGACAAUGAUGAGACAGCCUAUAGGGAGGAGGUCAGAGACCUGGCCGUGUGGUGCCAGGAUAACAACCUCUCCCUCAAUGUGACCAAGUCAAAGGAGAUGAUUGUGGACUACAGGAAAAAAAAGAGGACUGAGCACGCCCCCAUUCUCAUCAACGGGGCUGUAGUGGAACAGGUUGAGAGCUUCAAGUUCCUUUGUGUCCACAUCACCAACAAACUAUCAUGGUCCAAACACACCAAGACAGUCGUGAAGAGGGCACAACAAAGCCUAUUCCCCCUCAGGAGACUGAAAAGAUUCGGCAUGGGUCCUCAGAUCCUCAAAAAAUUCUACAGCUGCACCAUCGAGAGCGUCCUGACUGGUUGCAUCACCGCCUGCUUGGCCUCCGACCGCAAGGCACUACAGAGGGUAGUGCGUACGGCCCAGUACAUCACUGGGGCCAAGCUUCCUGCCAUCCAGGACCUCUAUACCAGGCGGUGUCAGAGGAAGGCCCUCAAAAUUGUCAAAGACUCCAGCCACACUAGUCAUAGACUGUUCUCUCUGCUACCGCACGUCAAGCGGUACCGGAGUGCCAAGUCUAGGUCCAAAAGACUUCUCAACAGCUUCUACCCCCAAGCCAUAAGACUCCUGAACAGCUAAUCAUGGCUACCCGGACUAUUUGCACUGCCCCCCCACCCCAUCUUUUUACGCUGCUGCUACUCUGUUAAUUAUUUAUGCAUAGUCACUUUAACUCUACCCACAUGUACAUAUUACUUCAACUACCUCAACUAUCCGGUGCCCCCGCACAUUGACUCUGCACCGGUACCCCCCUGUAUAUAUAGCCUCCCUACUGUUAUUUUAUUUUACUUCUGCUCUUUUUUUCUCAACACUUUUUUGUUGUUGUUUUAUUUUACUUUUUUAUUAAAAAUAAAUGCACUGUUGGUUAAGGGCUGUAAGUAAGCAUUUCACUGUAAUGUCUGCACCUGUUGUAUUCGGCGCAUGUGGCCAAUAAAAUUUGAUUUGAUUUGAUUUGAUACUGUGAAAUGUGUGAUACAAACACAAGUUAAUUAACUGAACAAGAAUGCUGCAGUGUUGUUAGAACAGGGCUUUAUCUGAUGGCCUGAGAUGAAGUCACUCAAGGACAGGGUUAAACAUCAGAGUGCCAUCUUUGCGUAGACUUCCGACACGUGGAGGCAUGCAAGAUAUGCACUUGAGAACGGAUGUGAGUGUGUCUGAAUUUUUUUGGGUAUUUGGGACUAAAUUGAGUGGAGGUCGGUACACUUUGAAUAUGUUAACUUUCUUUCUUUCUUAAUGAUCUAUUAUAAUAAUAAACGUCACAUACUAACUUCAAAGGACUGUCAGAGGAUGCUUUUCUUAUUGUUAUAUUAUUUGAUUCCCCUUUUUUCUCCUCCUCUGGCGCAGCACUCAGACCUGGAAAAUGCCAUCAACACUUUGGUCACACAGUUCCAUGCCGCUGCGGCCAAUAACGGUCCCACGCUCCAAACCGAAGAGUUCAAAGGCCUCCUAUCCUCCCAGCUGCCCAACUUAGUUAAUGUACGUAAACUGCAAUGGUCGGUUACAUUGCCCCCACCCUCCCAGGCCACACCUCCCAUUGAUUCUACCAGUAGGAGGCGUGCCUCUGACUCUUACUACCCUCCCACUCAGCCACAAACAUACAGUAAACACCACCUCCUAUAACUCACAAACCAACACUCAGGAAAAGCUUUGAGGCAUCGGUUGCCAGGUUCAAUGCAAAUCCAAAAUUUGCUGUAAUAUACUGUGUGCUCAGUCACCAACUGAGUUUUAAACAUGCUUUAUUUUAAUCUGACAGAUGCUUUAUUUGAAUCACUGAAAAGGCCAAAGUAUCUUGCUUUGUCUUCAUUUUGGAACUGGCUGCUUAGUUGUCUGAGGCCCAAGGCAGUUUUCCAGGAUGAGUCUAAAUCUACCAGAGGGUGACAAAGAUAGCGAUGCUUCUGAAAAACAGGAAAAGGCCAGUUCAAAUACAUGAGCAAGUGAGGAAGGCUCAAGGUUGUUCGCUCAUCUAGAGGGGGAAAAACAAACGGACAGAUAAAUAAAUAACCGUUUUCAUUAUGAAUAGAUCAGGAAAAAAACUGUAAUUGUAAUAUGACUCCUUGCACCAAGUCGACUUCAUCCACCAUAAACUCAACAACCAAGUAGAGUAUAUCUGCUACACAAUAGUUAGCCACAACAGCUAGGAAAUAUUUGUUCAUUUGUUGUGAAAGGCAAAUGAGGUUAAGGAGAGGGGGCAGAAUACACAACUGUUGAAGUAAAUAAUAUGCUUAAUUACGAAGUCCAUAUGUUUUUCAUUACGUCCAGUCUUAGACUUAUAUAAAACCAGAAUCUAUUUAAAAGAAAAAGUAAUGAUCACAUAAUUCAAAUGGGAUUCCAUUGCAAACAGCUCAUUAUAUUAUCUCAGCUGUGGAGCAGCGUUCAGGACAGGAUAUAUUUUCCCAAAUCAAUUUCCUAUUGUUUCCAGCAGACAGAAAGAUCCACUGUGUUUGCAUCUGCCUGCCUGACAGCUUUAUAACAUUUCAGAAUGAAAUGACUGUAGAUAAGAUUGGCUACCCAGAUACUGCUAUUGAUUACAUUUACAUUUGACAUUUUAGUCAUUUAGCAGAUGCCAUGCUCUACCAACUGAGCUACAGGGGACUAUUACCUCUAGAAUACCAAACAAAGAAAAGUUGCUAUAUGAAAAUAUCGAUACAAAUGAAAAAGGGCCAUGGAUCUAUACCCACUAGAGGUUAGCAAAGCCUGAAACAUUGACACAGUUAAUUGACAAAGUAUACACAUGCUGUGUUUAUUCAGCUGCAUACAUUACAGUUGAAGAGAGGCCAAUAGUGGAUUAUGAAGUCAAACAUGUUUACUGGAGUUAUUCAGUUGAAUUAUUGAUACAAUAAUUACCGAUGAAGAUAUUAGUAGUUAAGAAUAUCACCUACUGAGUAAUGUAAGGCAACAAUGUUAUUCGCUCAAAAGUGUAAUAGACUAAUUGCUAACUUCCUGCUAAUACAUGUCUAUGCAUAAUUACUUAAUUGCUUAUUAACUGUCAGUAAGUUAAAUACAGUGUACAUAUAGUGAAGUUGUUUUUUGUGCUCCCUCCGUCCCCCAGACUGGAGGCUCAGAGCAGGGCCUGGGCGAAGUGAUGAAACAGAUGGGUGUGCCGGACGGCGAGGGAAUUACCUUCAAGCACUUCUGGGGCUUGAUCCAGUCACUGGCCACCACACAGUAUGGUCGACUCAGCAGCGAGAAGGUGUCCAAGUGCGACUGUGUGCUUCUGUGAAGACCAUGCCUUCUGACGGUGGUGUGAGCUAGGGGGAACCAGACAGCCUUAUAGUAUGCCACCCAGUGUCAGUACCCCUUCUCACCCCACUGCUCCCAUCCAACCCUGGACACUCACAUAGUCCUCACCCCUUCCACUACAGGCCUCUUAUGUACAUUCUCCAUGCUUGGUAGUGCUCCAUGCCAGCAGUGCUCAUCUCUUAGCUCUAUGCCACUUGGUUUACAGGAUUUUUUUGUACUCCCUUAUUGUUAUCAGUGGUGGUGUUUCCAUCCAAAUAUCCCUUCUAUUGAAAUAUCCCCAUUCUCAAACCCUGAAGACUUUCCUAUAGGCCUACUACCAGUCUAACCGCUACAAAUAAUCCUUAGAUGACAUAUGACCCAAAGUGAAAUCAGAAAGCCAUGUGCAAGAUUUAGGUGCUAGACAAUAAAGAAAUAAAGAAAUAAAACAUGUAUUUACACAUGGCAUUACACGUUAGUGGAAAGCUCCUUUGAGCCACCAAUAGUCCACAUACAUACAGUACUGGUGUUGCAGAGUGCCCAUAGCAUGUUUCCUUAAACAAUGUUUUCCCCACUGUGGUAUUGCAGUUUUGUAUUUAUAUUUUGUAAUUCUCUUUAUUCUGGCCCUUGUGAUAACAUACUAAAACAUGACAAGAAAUUAUAUAAUAAAGAUCAAAAUAAAUUGUAACAA
Molecule: messenger RNA, 9685 nt
Organism: Coregonus sp. 'balchen'
Lineage: Eukaryota; Metazoa; Chordata; Actinopteri; Salmoniformes; Salmonidae
Source: the annotation of a GenBank genome assembly